This is a messenger RNA of Nerophis lumbriciformis (worm pipefish), 1728 nucleotides long. Lineage: Eukaryota; Metazoa; Chordata; Actinopteri; Syngnathiformes; Syngnathidae. The record is from RefSeq and is a predicted model, not a curated record.
CAUGAGACCUGCCUCCUGGACCAGGUUCUGGAGCUUAUUAUGAGUGAGAAGCCUCAGUCUAACAGCACCAGUCUUUUCCUAAACGAAGACGCGGAAAAAACCCACGUACCCGAAAGAGCGGACUUAAAGAGGCGAGUUUGUGCGGCCAUGGAGAGGAGGGCGAGCAUCAUGAAGGACAAAAUAAAUUCCAUCAACAAGGAGAGCGUCAAAGGUGUUCUCAAAAGGAACCUCUUUGUUAUAUUCACUAUUGCUGCUGUGGCUUUGGGUAUCAUUUUGGGCUUCGCUUUACGCUCCCACAAUCUGUCCCUGAGGGAGAUCAAGUAUUUCUCCUUUCCUGGGGAGUUACUGAUGAGGAUGCUUAAGAUGCUGGUGCUGCCUCUGAUCGUCUCCAGCCUGGUCACAGGAAUGGCAUCCUUGGACAGCAAAGCAUCCGGGAAAAUGGGUGUACGCGCUGUAAUCUACUACAUGGUGACCACCCUGAUCGCUGUUUUCAUCGGCAUUGUCAUUGUAGUCAUCAUCAAGCCUGGCAAAGGCAGCAGGGACAGCCCCAUGGCAAAGAGUGGAAAUGUGGAACUUGUUCAUGCGACAGACGCUUUCCUGGAUCUCAUCAGGAACAUGUUUCCGCCCAAUCUUGUCGAAGCUUGUUUCAAGCAGUACAAAACCACGUACAAGCGGAUUAUGCACACGAGGAAUGUGACCAUGAGCCCUAACCUUACUGACAACGCGAUGAAUGUGGAAGACGCCAACUCCAAUCAUAGCGGGACCCUUCACACCAUCCAAGAGACAUUGGAGGAGACGGUACCCAUGUCGGGCAGCUCUGAUGGCGUCAACGCUCUGGGUCUGGUUUUCUUCUCCAUGUGCUUUGGUUUGGUCAUCGGCAACAUGAAGCAAAAGGGUCAGGCCCUCAGGGACUUCUUUGACUGCCUCAAUGAAGCCAUCAUGAGGCUGGUAGCGAUCAUCAUCUGGUAUGCACCGGUGGGCAUCCUCUUCCUAAUUGCGGGCAAGAUCAUGGAGAUGAAGGAUCUGGCGGAGAUGGGCGGCCAGUUGGCCAUGUACACGGUGUCGGUCAUUGUUGGCCUUCUCAUCCACGGCCUCUUUGUACUGCCGCUGCUUUACUUCAUGGUGACCAGGAAGAACCCUUACAGCUUCACCGCAGGCCUGCUGCAAGCACUCAUGACCGCUCUGGGAACCUCCUCCAGCUCUGCUACUCUGCCCAUCACUUUCCGAUGCCUGGAGGAGAAUAAUCGCGUGGACAAACGCGUGACCCGCUUUGUCCUACCCGUGGGCGCCACCAUCAACAUGGAUGGUACGGCACUCUAUGAAGCCGUCGCAGCAAUUUUUAUCGCCCAGGUCAAUGACAUGGAUCUGAACUUUGGCCAGAUUCUCACCAUCAGUAUCACGGCAACUGCUGCCAGUAUUGGAGCAGCAGGCAUUCCUCAGGCUGGCCUGGUUACCAUGGUGAUAGUAUUGACAUCAGUAGGACUUCCCACGGAGGACAUAACACUGAUCAUCGCUGUGGAUUGGUUCCUGGACCGCUUGCGUACUACCACCAACGUGCUGGGUGACUCUCUCGGGGCAGGCAUUUUGGAACACCUCUCUCGCGGAGAGCUGCAAAGUAAGGACGAAGAAGUGCGCAACUCGGUGAUCGAAGAGAACGAGAAGCCCUACCAACUCAUCUGCCAGGAUAAUGAUAUUGUGCACAACCACAACAACGAGACCACAAUGUGA